AUGAUUCCCCACAAGACUCAACACGUUACUCCCACGUUUUUCACUUUUGCAACUAUGAGAAAAGCUUUUGAAAGAAGGUCCAAAGCUCUGCAGUCCACAACCACCAACAGUCACUCCAGUUAUCGAAGUCUGAAUAAACCUUCUAAACAAAUUCGGCUUAUCGAAGUCAAAGCUCAGCAACCGAAAGCGCCUCUUGAGUUGAACCUGAGUAUUCACACUUUGAAUAAAGCUCCAGAUUUCUAUGCUGUCUCAUAUACAUGGGGUAGUGGUGAACUAUCAGAAAUGGUCCUGAUCAACGGUAACCCGAUGAUGGUGACUGGGAAUUGUUAUUAUGCCCUUUCGCAGAUACACUCCCAUUCUAAAUCUUCGACCAGUGGAACAACUUCGAAACGUGUCUAUCUGUGGAUUGACUCUAUUUGCAUCAAUCAAAACGAUAUGAAAGAGAAGGGGUACCAGGUUACGAUGAUGUUUGAUAUUUACUCGAAAGCUAUCAAGGUUCUGGCCUGUGUUGGGCCACAUGAAAAUGAUAGCGAGAUACUUAACGAAGUAUUGGAGGAGACGAAAUCCUUCCAGGGUAAUCUCUAUUCCAUUCGGGAAGAUAUCAUACAAGACGGUACCUUUACACACAGUACGUUUGAAGAUACCAUCAAUACCUUCGUAGAGUCAAAGCGCCCCUCAGAGUCAUUCGGUAUACGACUUCGUAAGGCAGUUCUUGCCUUUGCAAAUCGGGAUUAUUGGAGCCGACUCUGGAUCAUACAAGAAGUGGCUGCGACAAGUGGAAGUGGAAGCCAACUUGAAGUUCUAUGCGGCACCGAUAGAUUCUCGAAAUCUGAAGUCUAUCUGUUGUUUUAUAUUGCCUGCUAUAUAGCUACUGAUGAGAGUAUGCAGGAGGUAAGGGCUACUACACCUAGAAAGAUUGAGUGCGUGAAGCUAACGGGCAAUAAGAAUCGACCUAUGCAGGCUAAUGAGCAAGAUUUAUAUAAGGACGGUACACAUCACUGUUUCAGAUUUGUCAUGGACGCAAUUACAGUACGACGUAUCAUGGCUCAUCAAAUUUUCUCGUUCACCAAUGAUCUAUUCAAGUGUUCUAGACCGGAGGACAAGAUCUAUGGGCUUCUAUCUCUUAUCAAGUGGAGGGAUAAUUUCCCACCUUUGCGACCGGUCUAUCACGACUCUGCUUCUUUUGACUUAGCAAAAUCGCUUAUUUGUCAGACUGACUGGAUGCAGCCUAUUGAAAUCCAGCGUAUCCUCAAAGGGUUGGAAAUAUGCUACAGUCAUGGCUGGAUGAGAAAUCUCGUAGCCAUGAGAUCUAGCGGUGUAGUCCCCACAGAAGACAUCGAUGACAGAGAUCUGAUUCAUCGUUUCAGAGGAGCCAAUCACUUGGUCAUGUUUAUUAACAAGAAUGAUGCUAACCAGCUGAUGACAUCUCUGGUCUAUUCAAACGAUAAAAGCUCGCCUUUGACCAGUGUGGAUAAGAGGGCAGCAAGCCUCCGGAAGUUUACAAGCAAGGAUGACAAAACAAAAUUGUUGUUCACAGACUCUGAAGUCAGCGCCUUAGUUUGCGGCGCUGCUCAGGCGGGUGACCUAAUAAUCAAGACGGGAUAUGGACGCGGGCUUCUUAUACUACGAUACACGGACAAUCAAGAGGAGUGUACUAUCGUGGGGCAAGGCUUACUUUGCACGGGAUAUGAGUUUCCUCGUCGUCUACCCGAACGUCUGGACAUUCUAGAAAAGAGACUAGAGAGGUUCCAAAUGUCUCUGUCUCAUCCUAAAGAACUCUCACCCUUUGCAAGAUCGUGGGAUCAUCGGUUUACAGCCUUUGGAGGAACAUCAGGAAUGUCAGAAAGGGAGCGCUGUGAGAAGGAGUUGGGGUAUCAAGUAGAAGAAGCAAAUUUGUUUUCAGAAGUUGGCUACAUGACAAACAUACAGCUGAAAACCAAACCAGUCGAGAUGGUAGUUCUUGCAGGACAGGAUAUAGAGAAGGAUGGAUCCCAUAAUGUGGAAGAAAGUUUACAGAGAUUAGAUACUGCUAUAUGUGGCAUAGUUAGACUUAUACCUAUGGCGAAUUAG
Messenger RNA from Fusarium venenatum, 2070 nucleotides. The record is from RefSeq and is a predicted model, not a curated record. NCBI's taxonomy places the organism in Eukaryota, Fungi, Ascomycota, Sordariomycetes, Hypocreales, Nectriaceae.